Darwinula stevensoni is the source of this 471-nucleotide messenger RNA. NCBI's taxonomy places the organism in Eukaryota, Metazoa, Arthropoda, Ostracoda, Podocopida, Darwinulidae. The record is from the annotation of a GenBank genome assembly.
AUGUGUAAUAUUUUACAUUUCAUCUUUCAGGGAGGUGAUGUCGUGGAGGAAACUCUCUAUGCUAAUGUUACUAAGGACAUCGUUAUUCUGGAAUUUCAACGAUCGGAUGGAACUCUAGUAACACAACUCUCAGAUUUCACAAAUGAGGUUCUUGUGCUACGUGCAUUAGUACUGGGAGAGGAAGAGAGGGGUCAAAACCAAUAUCAAGUCCUUUGUUUCAUCCUAGCUGAUCAAACAUCUGAUUUGAUUCCAUCAGAAGCUAUAUCAAAAUUAAGACAGAAAAAUCCAGGUGCAUUGAGGGUACCAGAAGAGGAUAGGGGAAAAGAGGCUUUUGACUUCAACCUCCAGAUGUCACCAUCUGAAGGAGGAAUGCUCUCACCUUUGCUAGAGGACUUUUGCAGUGAAGCUCAGCAUUCAACGUAUCUCAGAGAACAGGACUGGAUUGGUUGGCAGGAGCAAAGAGGUCAGUGA